GGAAGGAAACGCGCUCACAGUGGCGGUCUGACAACAGCAACAACAAUAACAACAACAUGGAGCCUCCAGAGCGGGCGGAGGUGGCUCCUCAGCUGCCAGCAGAUAAAGAUGUGAGCCGGUCUUUUGGACAGUCAUCCAUUCACCAAGCGGGACCUCAAAGUCAGGACCAGAUGCAGCCCAAGCUGACAACAGAUGACUGGGAUCUUCAACAGCCGGGGGGACACUCUUUGGAGCUAGAUUUUCAGGACAGUAACUUAUCUCCAGCCCUGUCGCUGUUGCCAGUAAUCUCUGGAGUGGAACACAACUUCACUGAAUAUUCUUUAUUCCAACAAAGUGACAUUGAAUUUGCCCCUUUAAGGGCAUACCCCGACAUUUCCAUGGCAUCGGACAGGUUUUACUUUCCACCCCAAGAUCGCACCACUCAGGCCUCUGAGCGUGGCUCACUGUCCCAGCACCCUUUGGCCCAGGCAACCAUCCUUUCGGAAGAGGGAGCAAGCAGCUGCUGCUCUCCGUCCCAGCAGAGCUUGUCACCAGGGGACGGAAGCAGACGAGAGGAAGUGGUUGAUCCCCAACUGACUGCCUCCACUGACAGACAGGAAGUGUCAUUCAGAAAUGAUGCAGGUAGCAGAGAGAAGGAUUCAGAGACACUCAGAAACCCUCUGGACAAGCUAGUAGAAGGUGCUGUGGAAGAUGAGACCUUAUUUCUGAGUAAGGAUAUUCCUGCCCAGCACCUUCUGGAGCUCCUCCAGAAAGAUGUUGGCAUGCCAAGCAGCAGUAGUAGUGCUGUUUCCUCUGCCUCUGAGACAUCUCUGAAGAGCACUACAUCUUUUGCUGAGGGGUCUAAACGCACUGAAGUCUGCAAACCAGGCACUGACCAAAGCAUGGUUAGAAGAAAAGGUCCUCCAGGUGAAGCUUCUCUUCCUCAGCAGCAGACACAACAGCCUGACACAGUUUCAGAACCCGACCGAUCACGAGCUUUGCCAUCUGAGGUCUGCAACAUCACCAUGGGUUCCCGCAGCACUCGGCCUGAUAACAGUAGUCAAGCGUUACACAGAGAGCUGCUGUCUGAGGUAGAGAGGCGCAGCAGCCGUGAAGCUGAAUCUAAAAACCAGCAGCGGACAAGUCCUUCCCCACCUGUUCAGUGUCUCACUCCAUAUCCCACAGAGACAUCUGAAGGCAAGCCAGUUGUGACCCAAACAAAUCUGGCUGGGAUACCGUGGACUGGGCCGUUUUCUGCAGGUGUUGAACGGAUUCACAGGGAGCAGGAUCUCUGGUCUUCAGGGAACCAAACAGGGAUUGAUGGAUCCUACCUGGGUUUCCUUCCACAGUCUCAGUCCACACCAGGGGUCUUUAAGGCCCCAUCCAAAUCCACUGUCAAGGCUACAUUAGGGCAACUUUCUGCCAUAGAGUCCAGUAAAGAGAACUCAUAUCAAUCGAGCACCGGGAUCUCCACACAGCCAGCUGUUCCUGAGUCUGAUGUCCAUUGCCCGGACACAGCAAAUCAGUGCCAAGAGGAACACACCUCUGCAAAGGUCCAGUCUCUUCCGAGUCUUAACUAUAUGCAGAAAGUAGACGCUUGGAGGGCAAAUCAGAGUUCUGGCAAAACAUCACUGUUUGAUAGCCUGGCUUUGCAGGGAUUUUCUGGGAUCUCUCCGAAAAAGAAAGCUUACGAUGCAGUAUCUGACACCCUGAAUCGCAUCCUGAGUCAGCAGGCAAGGAGUUUACAACUGCUUCCUGUUUCAAGUGCCACCAACCAGAAUGUCGCACAGAGCUCCUCUGCUGCUCCUUCUGGCUCUUCUUCUCCAAGAAGAGGGGAGGCCGUGGGCAGUGCACCCAGCGACAAAGAUAACACUGGGUCUGCAGCAAGAGCCUCUGCUUCACCCUUUGGCAGGUCACAGUCCCACUCUUCUCUCAGCACAGUUGUCAUGUCGGUCCAGAAAGAUCAGCAGACACUGAGACCUGCAGAAGAAGAGAAGAGUCAGGCUCAGGCCGACGCCCAUCAUCAGCCGAGUGCCACGGCUCAGCCCUCACCUCUCAAGAGCCUCGGGCAGUUCAGUGAUGUGUCUGUUGAUAGAGAUUUGACACUUUCAAGUUCCCAAGAUAGUUACAACAGUGGAAUUAAAUUAGGCACUUCCGUUGGAGCUUCUUCUGUCACCAGCCUCGAGGUUGAUAAUUAUGCCCCAUACUGGACUUCAAAACUGUCAACAUCGCCGCCUCUGCCCAGGUCUCGAGAGUUCAACAUUGAGGAGCGAAUCCCGUUGUAUCUCCAUAACCUGGGUAUUGACCAGUCUCCCUCAACAAUCUUAAAUCCAUUUGCACCCAGAGGGCCAAUCAGAGAACCUGAAUUCUCUCCCACUGAUCUCUGUACAAUUAAAGGUUCUAUUGGAACACCAGCUAAGAGCACCCAAGCUUCUGAAGGUGGCAGUCCCCAUAAAGGAGAGUUUUCCAGGUCUAGUAUUCUGUCAGUGGACUCCAGUAUAUCCAUACCAUUUAGCCUGGACAGUCUUGGUCCAGCUGUAUCCAUCCCAGAGCGGACGAGACGGCCUUCUCCUUCAUCAGAUACAGAAGCUAUCCAAAGGAAACACAGACCGGCACCCUCCGCCCAGCCUGAUGAAGACUCCUGCUCCUCCAUACUGCAACCCAUCCAGCAGCAACAUGAGGACAGCGGUUUAACCAGCGGCCACAAUGUCGUCCAGCUGGGAGAGAAGUUUGACUCCGACCCCUCGUUAGCUACUAAAGCCACGUGCAUGGAAAGAGACUUAGAGUCACCCUUGCCAACGAGCCGUAGUUUGGAUCAAAGUGCAGAAGAUUCUUUUGUUAGCUCCAAGGCUUUGUGGGAGAUCCGUAAGCUACUGUCUCAGGUGGACAAGGUGGUGACUACUGGGUCCUCUGCAGCCUCCUCAGCCUCCCCCGCAGCGCGGCGUUUACUGUCUGAUGAUGAUAUUUUCCUCUCAUUGAGGAAGAAAACCAGCGGACUCCAGGACUCCUCAUUCUCCUCUUUCUCUGCAACUGGAGACCCCAGAACUCAUUCCUCCUCACUGUGGGCCAGGUCUUCGUCUGAUUCCAUCCUAACCUCAGAGAAACCAAGGCAAAGCUCUGUAGGUCGAGACAGUAUGACUUCAUCAUGGCAACCUGAUGUUCCAUCCACACAAACUAUAAUUUCUCCACCCACUGCAGGUGCAUACAAAAGACCAGAAGAAAGUAAUGUUAGUAGAGAUGCAGGGUCAUCCCUGGUCCUCUCCAAAUCAGCCCGGCGGGCAGAGCCUGAGGGCUGCAGCGCUGCACCUCCUGACAACAAAGUCCCAACACAGCCACCAGUCAUCAAGCCUCUGCCAGCUGUGAGUACACAACAGCUCACCUCUGUGCCUGCAGAGACAGAGGGCCUCUCAGAGGAGGAAGAAAAAACGGCACUUGGAGGUCCUGUACAGAGCAGCUCCUCGUCGUUCACCCCCGAGGACACAGAUCAGGGAGCGACGAGUGAUGGGAGCAGUGAGAGCUCACUGGCAGUCAGAGUGGCCAAGUUACUUCAGAGCGAAUCUCCAGCCACUAUGGUUUCCAGUACACCCAGCAUCACUGACCAGGAGGAGAGCAAGGCCAGAGAGUGGAUUAAGCUGAAGAUAUCAGGACAGCAGUGUGAGCCUCUGGAGUUGGAUAAAGAAGAUAGAAAGCGGAUUGAGGAGAUCAAGAAGGAGCUGCUGUUAAAAAACCCUAUGAAGAGCCAGUUGAGCACAGAUACAGAGAGCAGUGCAGCGUCCAGUGUUAGAGUCCCAAGGGGACAGGAUCCACCUCAGCCUGCAGAGACAUUCACUGCCCCCAGUGAUGCUAACAAGCAGCUGCCCCCUCCGCUCCAAGACCUCAGCACGCACCUCCCUAACUCCAGCGUGCAGCUCCAAAACUCUCUUCGUCCAGGUCUAGAGGCCCAAGUAUUGGAGAUUGCCGCCAGAGAAGGAGUAAUCUUCCCUAGAACAAACCCUCGGGCCGUCACAUCCAUCACCAUCGCCACCCGCAGACGCUCCGCCUCCACCUCUCCCUCCACAUCGUCUGCAUCUCCCAUCAGCCCAGCCCCAGAGCCACUCCACCUGGCCGAGCUCUCCACAGGAGCAAUCGAACAUCUUAAAGCUAAUAGGCCCCCUACUCAGAAUGAAGAAGGUGAGGCAAGCAGAGAGCCAGCAUCAGUGUUUGAGCCAAGCCGUAGCCUCUACACCAGAAAACAAGCUGUAAAUUUCUGUCAGGAAGGAACAAAGUUUCUGUCAGGAAGUCAGAAGAGGCAAGAUGCUGUGGGAGGCCGGUUUAAAGAACCUCCUCCACCUUCACAGGGUUUAAACAGAGAGGAUGUGAAUAUCAAAGAUGACAACUCACAGUCUUUUCUGCGAGAUGACGAGUUAUCCAUCCAGGACAGCUCUGGUUCUAGUGCUCAUGGUGCUGAACAAACCAUGGGCUCACGCACCUCUGCAUCCCCCACCAGGACAGGCCACGUCUCACAUGUCCAUCUCACUCUGUCCCCCAAAGCCACUGAUCACAGUUUGGCCACUGCUGUGCACCCCAGUCGUGCUGAUGCUGUUGCGGGGCUGCCACGUGGAGAAUUUGUUCCCCUCAGACACGCUUCAUCUGCUGCCAGCAGUCUGGACGAAGGUGUUGGCUUAUCCAGUCCACCAGAGUGGUACGACACCAGAGAGCCAAAGAGACAGCGGGUCCGUGAAAGAGCGGACACCUCCACCCUGUUUAAAGCCGUUGUGCCUACGGGAAGAACCACCUCCACAUCCAAACAAUCACCAGCAGUGCCUGUCCUGUUGCCUUAUAAACCCCGCGGCAGCGAGGAGCUCUUCUACGUCCCUCAGACAGAAGCUGAUGUCUCCUCUACAGGCCCCUCUGACACCACCAUGGAGAGCACACACACAGGCUCAGACGACGCCGUGCCCCCACGCUUCAGCAGCGAGGUCCUCGGGCACCAGGACCCGGGGCUGGACCGUGGAGUCACCAUCAGACACACAGAGGGCAUCUACAGCAAGAGGUUGAAAACAGCCACCUUCAAAAUGCAGGAACCUGGACACAGAGAUGCCUCUGUGACUGCAGAUAAAAGCUCACAAACAAGUGGGAGCCAAACUCCAAAGCCGUCUUCCCAGGUAUCCGUUGCCUUUACCAGAGUGCCUUUAUCGAGCAGCCAAGGAGCCUCUAAGAGAGACCAGGGCACCAGCCCCGUGCAGUUUCUUCAUUAUGAUCGACCAGAGCCAAGCCGUGAGAGAUUUCAGCCUGUUCACGUGGAAAUAAACUAUGACAAGGCGAGCCGUCACCUGGACCGAAGCUCUGUCCCUCAGGACGAAGACCAGCAGAGGAGGGACCCUGAUGUCGCCCACCCCGCCUCCCAGCAGACCAUCAGCAGUCUGGACCAGCUGUGGCUGAGGUUCUGUGAUCGCUGGACCAUCGAGGAGUCGCAGCCGACCCGUGACAGAGAGGCAUCGCUACUGGAGCGGCUCGAGCGCUUGUCUCGUCUCAUUCAAAGCACGAGGGGUACUAACAUGUCAGAAUCACAGGAAAUCACAGAAGCACAGAAAUAUCGUGACACCGCAAAACAGAAGCUUGGCACGAGGAAAGAAGAUGCUGCAAGGGAAGAAAAAAUGCAGGACAUGAGAGAGGGUAAAGGUUUAGAUGGUGAGGCCAGAGAAACAGGGUGGAAAGGAAGUAGGAAGUUUGAUGAUAAACCUCCGAUCCCUCGUCAGGCCUGGACGCCGAGGCUGCAGGCACAACGAACAUCUCAACCUUCAGACGAGGACAGUCGUGCCUCCUCCUUCACCUCCAGCUCCUCCCAGAGUCUGCACCUCUGUCCGGCGGACAAAGACGAGUCCGAGACCUUGUCCUCCGUGUCCGGCUCCAUGUCCACCGUCGACACGGACCGGCUGAUCCGAGCCUUCGGCGCACACAGAGUCCAGCACCUGAAAACCAGCUCCAGCCUCAGUAAACUUUACCACACCAUCAACAAGCAGAAAGAAGGGAGGGAACAGAGGAGAGGGAGAAACAAAGACUCUCCACACAUCAUCACACCGUCAGAGACCACCGGCACUGAUGAGUCCACAGUUACUGCUGGUUCUGCAUCAUCAACCAGCACGUACACCCUGCCAUCACGCCGUGGACCCUCCAAGACUCUGGCAGCAAAGAAGGCUGUUAAACUGGUCAGCAAAGGCAUCCAGACAGGUGACCUGGAGAUCGUUAGUAACGGGACUCGACGCCACACCAGAGACGUUGGAACCACGUUCCCCUCGCCUUGUGAAACCACCACUUCGAGGCAGAUUUCAUCUUCCUUAACCGGUGUAGAGGGAAGAAGAGGAAGAGGAGGGCGGAGGAGCCCCUCUAAAAGUCAGCCCUUACAAAAGCAGAGAAAGAGCAAGCAGAGCCCAUCAAAGCUCUACCCUGAAGGCGUUGCUUGGUUCAUCUCUGCUGACGACCUGAGAGCAGAGGCGAGGAAGGAGAACCAGCAGCAGGAGGAGGAGGAGACGCCGUGGAGGCCGAGCACCGCCUGGUUUGAACCGUACAGCCGAACACAUCCGUGGAGAGAGCCACUCAGACAGAGACAAGUCCAUGAGGACAGGAACAAACAGCCCAGCCUCAAACAUCACACUGUACCCGAUCUAGAUCCUAGAACCAAGGCAGUGUCCUCUGGUCUGACACGUGUCUCUCUUCAGGAGGCUCUGGAGAUGCGACGUCCAGAUUUCAUCUCUCGGUCCACACAGAGGGUGGAGCGUCUCGCUCUGCAGGUGGAGGAGAGGAAGCUACAGGCCGUCUUCACCAGGGAGAGAGACGAGCUCUUCCACCGGCCCGGGGGACCGGGGAGGCUGCCGAAGCCUGCAGGCACUGCUCUGCUCAGGAGGGCUGUUCCCAGGAAGGAGAUGAUCCAGAGGUCCAAACAGAUCUACGAGAACCUGCCGGAGGUGCAGAGGAGGAGAGAGGAGGAACGAAGGAGAGCAGAGUACAGAUCUUACCGGCUGAACGCACAACUCUACAACAAGAGAAUCACCAGCUGUGUCCUGGGCAGACGAACAGCGUGGCAAUGAUCAAACUGAGCAGUGAAACGUUUUACUGUAAAUUAAAAUCUGUGACGUGAAAAAACAUUUCGACAUUUUUUUACAACUUUAAAAACAAAACUACCUAAUUUAACUAAAAAUGUGCUUUUAUUUAUUAGUGACCAAUUUUUUUUUCUUGUUUGUAUUUUAAAGAUUAUGUUGAAAAGUAGAAUUCUUGACGUCUGACUUAGUGACCACUUACUGUUUCAGUCGGUUUAACUGAAGAAUGUGUUUUUAAUGUGAAAAUAAACCAAGUU
Molecule: messenger RNA, 7312 nt
Organism: Toxotes jaculatrix (banded archerfish)
Lineage: Eukaryota; Metazoa; Chordata; Actinopteri; Toxotidae
Gene: alms1
Product: ALMS1 centrosome and basal body associated protein
Exons: 18
Coding region: 57-7046 (2329 amino acids)
Biological process (GO): regulation of centriole replication
Cellular component (GO): centrosome; cytosol; centriole
Source: RefSeq, a predicted model, not a curated record